Messenger RNA from Mucor mucedo, 1320 nucleotides. RefSeq lists its product as uncharacterized. The transcript is spliced from 6 exons. Bases 1 to 1320 code for a protein of 439 amino acids. NCBI's taxonomy places the organism in Eukaryota, Fungi, Mucoromycota, Mucoromycetes, Mucorales, Mucoraceae. Gene Ontology annotation, biological process: protein refolding. Gene Ontology annotation, cellular component: cytoplasm. The record is from RefSeq and is a predicted model, not a curated record. Gene Ontology annotation, molecular function: Hsp70 protein binding.
AUGACAGAUUCACAUUAUAAGACAUUAGGAGUUACUGAAAACGCAACCUCCACUGAAAUUCGUAAGGCUUAUUACAAAUUGGCCCAAACUUAUCACCCUGAUAAGAACCCCAAUGGAACCGAAAAGUUCAAAGAAAUUUCCAACGCGUAUGAGAAUUUAUCUGAUCCCGACAAAAAAAGGGUUUAUGAUUUGAAAAGAAAACGCGAGACGAAUUUCGACUUCGAAAGCUUUUACGCAAGCAAUCGACCUUCUUCCUCAAGACCAGGCCGUAGAGCACCAACUCCACCGGCUCCUCCAACUCCACCAGCCCCACAAACUCCACCACGACCAUUCAGUCCUCCUCCACCACCACCUAAUCGCGCAGACUACCACAUCCGUACCACAGCGGUAGUUUCUUUAAAAGAAGCAUAUAUCGGCGUGAGUGCUUUCAAGGUUUACUACAACCUGAAGGUGAACUGCCAAACAUGUCAUGGUAAUGAUGAUACUACUCUCUUUUCUGAGGCUUGUGUUACUUGCAAUGGUAAUGGAUAUGUCCAGACCCGAUUGAGUGACAACAGAAAGAAAGCAUCUGUUACGUGCUCUAACUGUGAUGGAGUACGUGUAAAAACUUACAAAAAAAAAUGUCAGACAUGUCUUGGCGCAAAAGCUACUCGUGUAAGUGUGCUGAUUCCGAUUAAAAAAGGCAUCCAAUCCGGCCACACGUUCCAAGUAAAGAACCAUGGCAAUGUUAUGCCCGACAACGUCACAAAGGGCGACUUGAUUAUUAAGGUGACUGUCGAUGAUGAAUGGGGCUGUUUCACGCGUCAAAAAAGUACCUUACAUGCUUCCGUGGACAUCAAACUACGAGAUGCUCUAAUGGGAGUUAAUCGAAAGGGAAAUUUUAUUAAGCAUAUGGAUGGCCGCCGGUUAAAGAUCCAACAAGCCACCGGCACAGUAAUCAAACCUGGUAUGACUAUCAUUCAGAAAGGUGAAGGUAUGCCCGUAUACAAUGAUACGAGUGACAACAAGGGUGAUCUUAUCGUUAAAUUUAAUGUGAUCUUCCCUGACCAAAUCAACAUUCCCAAGGAUCCAUACGUUCGAGAUGGAAUUGAUCUUAUGUUUGAAACAGAAGAAGAACGUGUGAUUCGAGAGAACACAAUUGUUAUCGAAGACGACGAUGACCAAGAUGACAAUGUUAGUUCACGAGAGGGAGAGAACAAGAAAGAAGGGGACGUGUCUGAAGAUACUACCGACGGCGCUCAGAAGGAGGCCCAUAUUAUAGGAGAUGACGAUGAAGAUAAAAACGUAUCAAAUUCUGCAAAGGAUUCUUAUGAUAAUUAA